This is a messenger RNA of Vicia faba (fava bean), 363 nucleotides long. The record is from the annotation of a GenBank genome assembly. Lineage: Eukaryota; Viridiplantae; Streptophyta; Magnoliopsida; Fabales; Fabaceae.
AUGAAACAAGCUCCGAACAAGAUGAAAACCUCUCACAUGAACCAUCUUCAAAAGUUAAGUGGUGGUUUACCUUAUGCCCGGUUAAUCACUAAAAUUCUGCAACAUUGUGAUAUUGAUCUGAAAAGAGAACCUAGGGAGGACAUGGAUGUGAAGGAUUGUGAGAUUAAUGACAAAACUGCAUUAAGGUAUAUCGGUAUUGUAUUGGACCGAGAUGGGAAAUUUCAGUUUCAGACUGCUUAUCGUCCUCUUCCAAUUCCGGUUGGCGGAUAUUCUCAUGAAAUAACUUACAACAAAAUUUGCUCCGUUGAAUCAACUAUGAUGCGUCAUCACCAAGAGAACAAAUUUGAAUUCUCACCUCUUUAA